Penicillium alfredii is the source of this 624-nucleotide messenger RNA. RefSeq lists its product as uncharacterized. The transcript has 4 exons. NCBI's taxonomy places the organism in Eukaryota, Fungi, Ascomycota, Eurotiomycetes, Eurotiales, Aspergillaceae. The record is from RefSeq and is a predicted model, not a curated record. Gene Ontology annotation, molecular function: GTPase activity; GTP binding. Bases 1 to 624 code for a protein of 207 amino acids. Gene Ontology annotation, biological process: small GTPase-mediated signal transduction.
AUGGCCGAGACAGAAGGCCAGACAGACCCUAAGACGACAGUCACCCUACUACUGCUUGGAGAUCCGGGAUGUGGGAAGUCAACAUUUUUAACUCGCCUGAAAAAUGGCAGACAGCCGGCAGCUGCAGAACGAGGCAGUGCCGCUGCUUCCAAUAAUAAUACUGUACUGCUACGAGACAGUGACCAGCCCUUCAUCUACGACAUCCGGUUCUCCAAGAAAAGCUUCACGCUAGAGCUCUACGACACAUCAAGCCCCAACCAGCAUUGGUCAACUCUGCGACCUGAUGUCGUGGUUCUGGCGUUCGACAUCUCCAACCGAGAGACCUUGGCCCGUCUUAAAGGGUGGCGAAAUGAUAUCACUCGAUACUUUCAGCAGGGGCACGGCGAGCGUUUGCCCGUGAUGAUGCUAGGGUUAAAAAGAGACCUGAGGCGAGAAGGCGAAGGAAUCAUCUAUCCGCAAGAGACCUACCGCAUUGCCCAGGAGCUGCGCUGUGAUAGGUACGCCGAGUGUUCGGCCAUCACGGGGGAGUUGCUUGCGGAGACCUUUGAAGACCUCGCAAGAUUGGCGGGGAUGACGACCACCGACAAAGGUGGGCAGACUGCUGGCGGCUGCAAUAUUCUUUGA